ACUCCUGUCUGACAAUGACAAGAAACCCUUCAUCGAGGAGGCCGAUCGUCUGCGCGUUAUCCACAAACGCGAGCACCCCGAUUACAAGUAUCAACCACGACGUCGGAAGCAGAAUGGGCCGUCCUCCGGCCGCGAUAGUUCGCCCACGAGGAGUCAGAGCAACGUGACGUUCAGCGUUACCAGGUCGUUGAAGCAGGAGGACAUGAGUCCUAGAGGCGUUCAAGGACCCAAUUCACCGCAGAGUGGCGUGAGCUCUUCGCCACCCACGACACCCAGUCAGGGUCUUUCACCGCCGACACCCCCAACGACGCCCAGGGGACAGCACUAUAUCAAUCAGAGCAAUCAGCUUCCACAGAACAACACGGUGUAUUACCAGGAUUUGGUCAACGGUACGUCGAGUGAGUCCCCGCAUCAACAACCGGCGGUUGAUCUUCGAUAUAUCGAGGUCGGAGAUGGCCUCCCCGGCGAGGAGAACCAGUUGAAUGGCCUCGGCACUUUGGGCGGGCUCGACUUGAAUCUCCCGGUGAACUUCCAGGAGUGCGAGGUCGAGAGCAAUGAGCUCGACCAAUACUUACCGCCCCAGACUGCACCGAUACAUCAGUACCCGCCCGUGCAAGUCACCACCGCCUCGCAAUGGUUACUCAACAGAUACGAGGAGGAGAUCGAGAGACCGAUCAAGCGUCACUGUUCAGAACAGGCGAUCGCGGAGGUGUCAUGGGAGGACAGGACUCAGGAGAUGGUUAGGUACCACGAGCUGCAGCCUCCCCUUCCGCCGGUCCAGUACAUAGCCGCCCAUAACACGCACCAUUCGCACGCGAGUACCCAGAUGGGCCAUCCGCACGUAUCCACGCCCUACGCGCAAUACGCACAUCGCUACGUGUCUGGCAUUGAGACGUGGCCGAAUUAUAUGUAG
This is a messenger RNA of Cyphomyrmex costatus, 913 nucleotides long. RefSeq names its product transcription factor SOX-9. Lineage: Eukaryota; Metazoa; Arthropoda; Insecta; Hymenoptera; Formicidae. Gene Ontology annotation, molecular function: RNA polymerase II cis-regulatory region sequence-specific DNA binding; DNA-binding transcription factor activity, RNA polymerase II-specific. The record is from RefSeq and is a predicted model, not a curated record. The transcript is spliced from 3 exons. Gene Ontology annotation, cellular component: nucleus. The annotation marks the transcript as partial. Gene Ontology annotation, biological process: regulation of transcription by RNA polymerase II.